AUUAAUAGUUAAACAUUAACUUGUACGAGAUUACUUCACAAUGAAAGUUCUCACUCUGGCGAUCGGUAUUUUGUGCAUGUCUUUUGCAUAUGCUGAUCUACAUGGAAAUCCACCAGAAGGCGGGCGUGGAGCUGAUGAUGAAAGUGGAAAACUUAUGGAGUUUAUGACCGACCUCCUAGGGAUGCUUCCAAAAGGCAGUGGUACGGGUGAUACUGCUAAGAUCAUGGACUUUGUAAAACAGCUUUUCGACUCUGACAAAAAAGGCGGGGAAGAUGGAGAAAGAGACGACAGCUCAUGGGAGGGCGGUGACACUGUAUCAAAAUUGGCCAUGGGAAUUUUCAGCGGAAUUCUCAAAGGGCAAGGUGUCGGCGAAAGUGGAUUUGGUGGAGGCGACUGGGAUCCCGUAGCAACGGCAAAUUCAAUAAAAGACUUGAUUUCGGGAACGUUUAAAACUGUUUUCGAAAAGUAUAUACCUUCAAAAAACUUUGAUAUUGAGAAAAACUCAGAAAAAUUCACAAUAGCAACUAUGGACAUAUUGGACGGACUGUUUCCAGGAUGGCGAAAACAAGAUGGGUACAGUAGAGGGGUGGAUAUCGAUGUGAUUAAGUUAUUGGAAAGUAUUGAGGGCGAUCAACGAAUCACUGUAAUAACGUUCAUUGAAAAUUAUAUGGGAAACAAAGCCAGUGGAAAUACGAUUGUUGAAUUCAUGAAAACGUUAUUAGGUAUCAGCAAAACAGAUGGUAAAUGGGUAACGGAAAAGGAAGAUUGGAUAUCUAAAUUGACUAUGGGAGUUACCAGAGGCAUGAUAAAAGAUUGGCAAGCGAAAGAUGGAAAGGACGGUGUUGGACUUAGCUGGAAUGCCACAGCCUCUGCCAAUUCAGUCAGAAAUGCGGUCAAUGGUAUUUUCAAAGAGGUUUUUCCUGACUGGGACGAAAGUACAGAUCAACCAAGUGGUUUCGGUGUAUUCUGGAAUCCUGAAGGAAACUCAGAAAAAUUUACCAGAGCAACCAUGGACAUUUUGGAUAAGCUCUUUCCACAAUGGAGAGAAAGAAUGAGUUAUGGUAAAGGAUUGAGUAGCUCAGCAAAAGAUGGAAUUGGCAGUGAUUUAGGAGAUGGGAGAGUUGCCGUGAUAACGUUCGUUGAAGAUUUUCUGGAAGGUGAUGCUGGCGGCAGCGAUAAAAUUGUCGAAUUUGCAAAAGUCUUACUUGGUGUGAGCAAAAAAGAUGGAAUGUGGAAAGCAGUAAGAACAUUAGACACGGUAUCAAAAUUGACCUUGGGGAUUAUAAAAGGGAUGGUUUCAGAUUGGCAAGAAAAAGAUGAAGAAACUGGUAUUCCGAUGUUCAAUUUCGGUCAAGGUAGUUGGGAUCCUAUUGCAAGUGCAAAUACUGUCAGAACUUUAGUUAACAUGGUCAUGAAAAGCGUUUUUCCGGACUGGGAUGAAGGGCAAAGCAGACCAGGAACACUAGGAAUGGCAUUUGAUAUCGAGAAAAAUGCUGAACAAUUUACCGAGGCAAGUAUGGACGUUUUGGAUGGAAUGUUGCCUAAUUGGCGCAAAAGGAUUGACUAUGGAAAAGGAUUAAGUGUUGAUGUAGUUGAUUUGGUGGAUGGCGACGAUGGGGACCAGAGAGUAGCAGCAAUCAAAUUUGUCAACGAUUUUCUAGGAAGUAAAGCUGGCGGGAGCAAAAAAAUUGUGGAGUUCACAAAAACUCUACUUGGUGUUCGAAGAAAGAGCGGAAAAUGGAGGGUAGAAAGAAGUUCUGAUGUGAUAUCACGAUUUACAAUGGGAAUUAUAAGAGGAAUGGUUAAAGAUUGGCAAGAUAAAGAUGGACUUGUUGGUGUUGGCUUAAACUGGGAUCCCAAAGCAUCUGCCACCACUAUUGCAAAAUUGAUCAAUGAUGUUAUGUCAAGCACAUUUUCGACUUGGGAUACAGUGACAGAUGCACCAGAUGGAUAUGGGUCAUUCUGGGACCCUGAAGGGAAUUCAGAAAAAUUCACCAGAGCAUGUAUGGACAUUUUAGACGACGUUUUACCUGGAUGGAGGGAAAAACACAGAUACGGAAAAAGUCUGGGUGGCCUGGCAUUUGACUCAUACGGAGGCGAUCUUGGCGAAGGAAGAAUUGACACUAUUGUCUUUGUUGAGAACUUUUUAGGAAGUGAUGCUGGAGGAAGCGAUAAGAUUGUGGAAUUUUUGAAGAUGCUACUUGGGGUUGAAAAAAUAGAUGGAACGUGGAGAACAACAGGUCCAAUGACCACGGUAUCAAAGUUGACUCUGGGUAUUACUAGAGGAAUGAUCAAAGAUUGGCUAGAUAAAGACGAAGAUGUGUCAGACUGGCCAACAGUUAGUUUUGCUGAAGGUGAAUGGAAUCCUAUAGAAACUGCAGCAAGCAUCAGAAAUCUGUUCAGCGGAAUUGUGAAAGGAGCGUUCCCUGAGUAUAUUCCCGAUUUUGAUAUUGAAAAGAAUUCAGAAAAAUUCACUAAAGUAUCAAUGGACGUUAUGGAUGGACUUGCUCCAGGAUGGCGCAGAAGAUUGAGCUAUGGUAGUGGUCUGAAAUUCGAAGUAACACAAUUGUUGGGAGUUGGUGAUGGCGAUCAUAGAGCUGCUGUAAUGACGCUUAUUAGUGAUUAUCUUGGAAAUAACAAGAUUGUGGACUUUAUGAAGACUUUGUUAGGUGUAAAAAGAAGUGGUGGAAAAUGGGUAACUGCACGGGAACCAGACAUUAUAUCAAAAUUUACUAUGGGAACUACUAAAGGCCUAAUCACAGACUGGCAAGAAAAAGAUGGGAAAAAUGCCGGAAAUGACUGGGAUCCUACCGCCUCGGCCAAAUCAAUCAGAGAAACAGUAAAUGGAGUUUUACGUGGUGCCUUCCCAGAUUGGGACAGCACAAGAGACAGGCCAGAUGUAGCAGGUAUAAAUUGGGAUCCGGUAGCAAAUUCAAAAAAAUUUACCAAAGCAUGUAUGGAUAUUAUGGACGAGACAUUCCCGAAAUGGCGGCAGAGGGUCAGAUAUGGCAAAGAUUUGGAGGCUGGAGCAAAGAAAUCUAUUGGUGAUGGACGAGUUGAUGUGAUUCAAUUCCUUGACAAUUACAUGGGAGGCAACGUAGUGGAAUUCGGAAAAGCACUUCUCGGUGUUAGAAAAGUUGGCGGAAAAUGGAUGGCAGCAAAAUCAUCAGAUACGGUAUCCAAAUUAACUUUGGGAAUAACCAGCGCAAUGGUAGAAGAUUGGCAAGAAAAAGACGACAGUGUCUCAGAUGGAUCUGGCAAAGGAGAUUGGGAUCCAGAAGAAACAGGAAGAUCAGUGAGAAAUUUGAUUACAGAGACACUGCGGGGAGUGUUUCCCGAUUGGAACGAGAAAAAGGAUGAACCGGAUAUACCCGGUGUUAAAUGGAAUCCAGAAGGAAAUUCAGAAAAAUUCACGAAACUUUCAAUGGAUAUUCUAGAUGUUAUGUUUCCAGGAUGGAGAGGUAGAUCUGGAUAUGACCUGAGUGGCACAUUGGGUAAAGAUUCAGAUGAAAUGUCUUUAAUUAAAAAUUUAUUGGCUGGAAGUGGAGACAACAAACUCGGUCGUUUCUUGAAGGCACUGUUUGGAGAUGGACAAUACGACACGGUGGCCAAGCUAACGACUGGAAUUUCAAGAGGAAUGAUCAAAGAUUGGAAAGAAAAAGACGGACAAGAGGGCGUUGGAGAUAACUGGGAUCCUGAAAUGACUGCAAAAUCAAUCAGAAAUUUGUUUGAUAGUGUUUUGAAAGGAGUAUUUCCAAAAUGGGAUGAAAGCCAAGACAGACCUGAUGUACCUGGAAUUAAUUGGGAUCCGGCAACCAAUUCAGAAAAAUUUACGAAAGCAUCAAUGGAUAUCUUAAACGCCUUAUUUCCUGAUUGGUUGGAGAACUUUCUCAGAGGAAAACUCGGUCGUGAUGACAAAAGGACUGAAACAAUGAAAUUAAUCAUUGAUAUUUUAGGAACUGGAAGCGAAAUGAAACAAUUGACAGAUUUUAUGGCGACUCUUUUUGGUGUUGAAACGGAAGAUGGAAAGUGGAAGCCAGAAGGAAGACAGGAUACGGUGUCAAAACUGGCGCUUGGUAUAACCCGAGGAAUGAUUAAAGACUGGAAAAACGGUGGAACAGGUGAUUCUGCGGGCGACUGGAAUCCAAAAGAGUCUGCAAACGCAUUAAGAAAAUUACUUACCGGUGUUUUGAGAGGAGUAUUUCCAAAUUGGGAUGAAAAAGAGGACAGGCCAGAUAUACCUGGGAUCAAUUGGGACCCAGAGAAAAAUUCAGAAAAGUUUACCAUAGCAUCUAUGAAGUUUUUGGAUUCAAUUCUUCCGGGAUGGCGAAAAAGGUUCGGAUAUGGAGAAGGAAUGGGACAACAAGGAAUGGGAAUGUUUGGCCUUACUCAGUGGAAUCCAAGAAAAAACGCAGCGACUGUCACAGAAAUGACUAUGGGUGUCCUAGAAGGACUUUUUCCCGGAUGGCAAAGCAAAAGUCCAAAGCCUGGCUAUGCUGGUGGAUAUGGUGUUGGCCACGGAAUGAGUGGAUUUGGUGGUAUUCAAUGGAAUCCAGCAAAAAAUGCACAAACCGUAACUGAAAUGACUAUGGGUGUUCUGGAAGGAUUAUUCCCAGGAUGGCAAAGUAAGCAAAACAUGGGAGGAUAUUCGGGCGGAUAUAGCAGCAAAGGAGCACGUGGAUUUGGCACGAGUUACGACGGCAGUAAAGGAGAAUUCGAAGAUUGGAUGAAAGGUCGUGGCUGGGCACAAGGUAGUGGCGAUGAACUGGGAACAUUCACUAAAAUAAUGAGCUCAGUGAUGGAUUUUUUGAAAGGGAUGUUUGGAGGAUGGCCAACCUACAAUUAGUAAAGAUGAGAAACUCAUAUUAUCAUAUAAUAUAAGUGUUGCCUACUUUUCUACGAGAAAUUCAUAGAUAUUUUGUGUUGCAAGUUGCAACAAUUUUAUAUGUGAUCGACUCUUGGAUAAGUAAGAAAAUAGUGUAUAACCGAGUGGUGCGUGGUGAAUCUACAAUCGAGAUAUUUCUUCUAAGUUCCAUUUGAACUUAUUACAUGUUCAAUUAUACAUUUAUAUACUAACCAAAAUGAGAAUUAGUUUAUUUGGAGUGUUUGAAAAAUGAAUUAAAUUUAA
This is a messenger RNA of Styela clava, 5128 nucleotides long. NCBI's taxonomy places the organism in Eukaryota, Metazoa, Chordata, Ascidiacea, Stolidobranchia, Styelidae. The record is from RefSeq and is a predicted model, not a curated record.